This is a messenger RNA of Heterotrigona itama, 4438 nucleotides long. The record is from the annotation of a GenBank genome assembly. NCBI's taxonomy places the organism in Eukaryota, Metazoa, Arthropoda, Insecta, Hymenoptera, Apidae.
AUGGUGAAACAAACUCUGUCCCAAUCAAACGAUCCGCCCAACUUCUUCAAUUGCAAGUAAAUUCUGUUCCCUUUUCUGCAACGUAUUAAUUAUAUACAACUGUAUCGCAUGUUUGUAUUAUACAUAAUCUGUUCAAACAUACUCCUCCUUCCAUUUCCAAACUUUUUCUAUAAAUUUUUCUCUUCCAAUAUCAUGACGCGUCUUCUUCUCCUCCUUCCAGAGUUUUUUUUCAACAACCACCUGGGUAGCAAUACCUGCAUGAUCGCAGCCAGGGUUCCAUAGUGUCGUACGCCCUUUCAUACGGUUCCUAGUCAAUCGUCAAACGUUCUUUACACAAAAUUAUUAUUUAAAAACGGUCGAAUCACAAUACUCGAGCAAAAUUACAUUGUGUCUCUAUAGAAUAAGUAUUGUAGUAAUCUAUAUUUCAUCUUGUGUUUCUAUAGAAUAAAUUACGUACUUCUAUGUAAUGUAUAUUAUAGUUCAGGGAUUGUUUUACCAUCUUGUGAUAGCAUCUUCUACAGCAUUCGUUAAAGCAUGCCCAAGAUGAAGAAACCCGGUCACAUUGGGAGGAGGUAUCACCAUAACAAACUUUCCCUUGGGAUUUGGUUUUAAUAUGUCCUUUCUCUGCAAAAUGUGUAAAAAUCACAAUAAGACAACAAGGAAGCUUCGAGACUAAUCUUUUAUCAAAAUAUAUUUCUAUAACGUACAUUAUAUUCAGGCUUGAAGAAACCUUGUUUUUCCCACCAUGCAUACCAUGCAGCCUCAACAUAUUUUGGGCUGUACGUAUCAGGCAUUGGACAAGUGACGUUUUUCUUAUCCCCGACGGAGCGAUAAGCGUCUCUGGACGAUCAAACCAAUCGGUACAGAUAAUAUGUAAAACGCCGAGUCACGUUGUGGAGAGCUUCGGAUCCUCCUUACCUGUACUUGUUACAGAAGCAUUGACAUUCGUUGACAAAAAUACAGCUGUUAGUGUCAAUAUCUCGAUGGAUGGUUGGGCCUGGCUUGUAUGUGGCCGUAGACUGCUUGUGUGGCAAUGCAAAACAACCAUUCACGAUUCGAAACAGAGGAGAACGUUUAAAAGCCAAUGUCGCGAACUGUUAUUACCUCAGAGUGAUCUGGCUCACAAGGCAGAAUGCAUAGCAGUAUGGUUGCCUCAGGGUCAUCAGGUGCCUAGCUGUAUGGCUGUCUCUCCUGAGGGUAUUGUACGUUUCUGGGUCAGCGUUGCACACGAAGGAUCUUCCGUAGAAACAAGCGCAGAACUUGCCGGACAAGAAGUUGAUUGUCUCACUUACAUUCCUGGUCAUGGGUGUAUUUUGGCCACAACCACAUGCACAGUAGCGUUGUUACAGCCACAGUUUGUUGGUGGUAAGAACAGCAUUAACUGUCAAGUUCUUAGAACGAGUCAAGGAUGGUUAGGCGGCAUAGGAAGAAGAAUGACUUCCCUGAUUUUCGGAGCCAUACCUCAGUCGCCGGUUACAGAAACUAAAUUAGUAAAAGUUACUUGCACAACCUUGGGAGACAGAGGAUCGAGGGUUCUUAUUUUAGCUGGCUCGUCUUUGCAAUAUUGGUCUUUCCUUCAUAACGAACAAGAAAAGAUGGAGUUUGACGAAGAUAUUGGAUAUAUUAUUUCGCAAGCUUUUCAACGAAAAAUCUGGAAAUCAAGUGUAUGCAAUCCGCAAAGUAUGGAAACUUGGUUGAUUGACAUGCAAUCCUGUAACGAAGGAAUAGUUUUCUUAAUGGCAGCUCAUUGUGCUGACGCAUCGCCUCUUAUUGAAUUUGCACUUGGUUUGAUACAGUUAUCUGGAACAACGUUAGCAAAUACGUUUAAAUGGUUUAUACCAGUCAAGAUUGAUUCUAUUUCGUAUCACAAUGACGCUGAAUCAACGUUGGUUUCUUACCGUUUCAUAUUAUGCGGUUGGGAAGCUAUUAUAUAUAAUCAGCCUUUUUAUACAUUUUCGAACGAAACGAUUUUAGGUAUAUCCGAGCACGAGCAAGAUAAAAUAGAUUUAGUGCGGGGCGGAGAAGAUAGUAUUCUUGGCGGUGCACUGUGUUCAGGAACUCCAGUUUUAUUUACUAAAAAUUUCGGUUUGGUGUCCGUCAUGCCGUCAGAUUUUAUGUUACAAGAUUUCAAUAUGAGUUACACGGACAAUGUUAGUGCGAACGUGGAUUAUAAUUAUCGACCAAGUUCAGCCGCGCAAAAUUUUACCAGUCUUAUCAGUAAUGAAGAAAUUCAAAACAUGUACUACAGUUCUGACAGUGUCACGCAACUGCGUGCUGCAUUUCUUUUCAGUUUACGACAAAAUGAGGCAAAGGAACCAAUAAUGGACAUAGAUGCCACUCUUGAUACGUUGAUUUUAAAAGUCGCUAAAGAUUUAAUAGACGAUUAUCCGGCAAAUGAUCCACGUUGGUCAAAUCACAGAGAUUUGUCUAUGACAAUAAAUGCUGUCACAUCUAUGCAAAUACCCAAUCAAUUGGAAGGGAAGCAGAAAGCCAUUGAUUUGUUCGUAACGUUUCUAAAAGAACAUGAUUUGUGGAACAGAUUCUGCGCUGUUACGUAUAGAGGAAUAAUUAUGUCUACGCCGCACGUUCUUGGAGAAUACGCGGAAAAAAUAGUUGCCGCACUGACUAUAUAUAAUCUUCAAAACAAGUACCCAGACAUCGUAGAUACAACGAUGGAACAAACUUUAAGCCCCGAAUCAUACGUAUCCGAUGAAUUAACCGCGCGUGACAUAUUUUAUCGCCAAGUCAGUGCUGUUCAUCAGUUUCUUCCCACGUUGGUAAAUAACGCAUCGGAAGUGACUCAGUCCGAAAGACCCAUCCAACAAGUGGCAAAUUAUAUCGUGCAAGUAAACGCCGUGUUAUUGGGUAUAUUACACGAAGUAGUAAAAUACCGGCAACACAACGCUGAACGAUUCGUUCCGACGAGAUGUUCAAACGCUAUCACCGAGUAUCUUCCAUGGACAGCUGCGAUUGGAAAACAUGGUCUAAGAAAUUGUCUCACUACAAUGUAUAACUUGACUCUUAAACACGGCAUAACCGGAACUAACGAUUCAACAGUGAGAAACGAAUUGUACGAGCAGUUAAUAAAUUACAUAGAUUUAAUAUUGGACGGUCGGAAAUGUCAUUUAGAAAGCGUGAAAGGUACAGAGAAGUUCGAAGUACUUUUGAAGCAGUACGAAACAGACCGAAUGAACUUGAUUCAACCACUGAUAAAGGAAGAACAGUACGACAGCGCUGCGAUGUUAGCCGAAAAGUAUUGCGAUUUUGCGUCCCUUAUACAGAUAUGCGAAUUGACUAACAAUAAGAGCCAGCUGGACGGUUAUAUGAAAAAAUUCGCAGCUCAAGAUUUCGUAGGAUUCUUAUUUUCAUGGUACGUGAAAGAUGGUCGACAGGGUCAAUUAGUAGAGAGAUGUAGACGCGGCGGUACUGUCGAAUUAUCAAAAAAAUUAGCGGAACAUCCAACUCUAUCGUGGGUGCAAUUUGCCCUUACGGACGAUUUACGCUUUGCUGCUAAUACGCUUUACUCUUUAGCGAUUCAGGAAAGUGAAUUGGUGACGCGUAGGAAGUCGAUGCUUUCUUUAGCAAAAUUGGCGUUCCUCGCUUCCGAUGACCUAGAGGAGCAAGUGAGAAAUCAUGUGAAAAAAAUCGACAACGAAUUGGCAUUGGUUGCUUAUCAAGAAGAAUUGCCAACUCAAGUACUUACGACGUAUGGUUACGACGUAGAGAAAUUACGUGUAUUUACACCGACAGAAUUAAUUACGUUGUAUACAUCUGAAGAUAACAUUGAUGCGAACGAGUAUGACUUCAAGAAAGCUCUGGAUUUGCUCGAAUACGUGGAGCAAGAGGAUGAAAAGGUUUCUUUAAAAUUGCAAAUUUGGGCACGAGCUGCUAAACGGGAUCAGUGGGAUACUCUGGGAAAGAAUCCUGAACAACAAGUACAAGAAACGAUAUUUUUCAAACUAAUGGAUCUUGCACACUUUACAGGUAUAUCGUUAAUUGUUAAAGAAAUAAUUGCUUGAUCGUUCGAUUUAUAAUAGUACAUGUGCGAAUAAAAUGUAUUUUCGUUCCAUCUUCGACACAGGUGGUCGAGUAAACGAAUUUCUUCCACCGGUUGAUAUGCUUUUGAUAGAACCCGAAUUAGGAAAUCUUGCCGCAUCGAGUAACUUUCAAUUCCUGAUUAAGUUUGUGUACGAGUAUGCAUAUAACAAUUAUUAAUCUACCUGAACGAUUGUAAGUAAAAAUUUGUAUUUUUUUAAGUAAUAAAUAAAUUUCUACACGAUAUAGUAAUAUAAAUGGUAUGUUAAAAAAAUUGCGUAAGUAAUAGUAUCCAUAAAAAGAAAUAAAUAUAAAUAUUGCAGUUCACACAAAUAUUCGAAAUGCAAAUAAGGCUAGAAUAUUCAACGAGAUCAAUACUGUAUUUUUGUCCGCAGAAUUAUGA